This is a messenger RNA of Python bivittatus (Burmese python), 1020 nucleotides long. RefSeq names its product vomeronasal type-2 receptor 26-like. Gene Ontology annotation, molecular function: G protein-coupled receptor activity. NCBI's taxonomy places the organism in Eukaryota, Metazoa, Chordata, Lepidosauria, Squamata, Pythonidae. The record is from RefSeq and is a predicted model, not a curated record. Gene Ontology annotation, cellular component: plasma membrane. Gene Ontology annotation, biological process: G protein-coupled receptor signaling pathway.
CUUUCAUUGUGCAAUGGGAAAUGCCAUUCAGGUUAUAGAAAAAGCAAGAAAGAGGACAAGCCAUUUUGCUGCUAUGAUUGUAUUCCAUGUUCAGAAGGGAAGUUCUCAAACCAGACAGACAUGGAUGAUUGUUUUCUGUGUCCACAUGAUCAUUAUCCAAACAAAGACCAUGAUUCAUGCAUUCCCAAAUAUAUAAGUUACCUAUCUUAUGAAGAAAACUUGGGCAUUGCCCUGAGCACAGUGGCUUUUGUGCUUUCCUUCAGCACAAUUUCUGUACUAGGAAUCUUCAUGAAGUACCACAACACUCCCAUUGUGAAGGCCAACAACCGCAGCCUCUCCUACACCUUGCUCUUCUCCCUCCUCUUCUCCUUCCUUUGUUCUCUGCUUUUCAUUGGACAACCCACAAAAGUGGCAUGCCUCCUUCAACAGACUGCUUUUGGAAUCAUCUUCUCAGUGGCUGUUUCUUGCAUGUUGGCUAAAACCAUUACUGUGGUUCUAGCUUUCAUAGCCACCAUGCCAGGAUCAAGAAUGAGGAAAUGGGUUGGAAAACAACUAGCUCUUUCCAUUGUCUUCUUCUGCUCCCUUAUUCAAACUAUCCUUUGUGUGGUCUGGCUAUCCAUCUCUCCCCCUUUCCCAAACAUUGACAUGAAUUCUCUAAACAGUGAAAUCAUUUUGGAAUGUAAUGAAGGAUCUGUUGUAAUGUUUUAUUGCAUCUUGAGCUUCAUGGGCUUCCUGGCUGUUGUUAGUUUUGUUGUAGCUUUCCUAGCCAGGAAACUGCCAGACACUUUCCAGGAAACCAAAUCCAUCACCUUCAGCAUGCUGGUCUUUUGCAGUGUCUGGUUGUCUUUUGUUCCUGCCUACAUGAGCAGCAAAGGAAAAUACAUGGUGGCCGUGGAGAUCUUUGCCAUCCUGGCCUCCAGUGGGGGCCUACUGGGUUGUGUCUUUUUCCCUAAAUGCUAUAUCAUUGUGUUGAGACCCGAUCUGAAUAAAAAGGAGCAUCUGAUAAAAGGAAUCAAGUAA